AUGGUGCUCUUAACUCCCUCGACCGUCUCCUCCAUCAUAUCCAUGGGAGUCAUCUUCAUAUUCACAUUCCUCUUAUUUCUAUCCGGCUACGUCCUCCAGCAGCAAUCCGUCCGAAGCAUCCAACAAGCCCUCAAGCCUCCCCUAGACUCCGAAUACCCCCUCGCCAGGCAUGGAUCGGGAUCGACAUAUCGGAAUGCUAGGAGGGAUACCAGUUAUGACCAAUCCUACCACGACAGCAGCAAUGACAGACAGCAAGACAACAAUGGCAACUACGCAUACGUUCAACUCCUCUCCACCCCCGACCCCGCGAACAUCUGCUCCGCAAUCCUCUUCUUCCACCAUCUCUUCAAAAACGGCACAGCAGUUCAAGACCGUCUCUUCAUGUACCCGCAAGAAUGGGACCAACCCUCGUCCAAGAACAAGAAACUCUCGAAGCCCGUCGCAAAAGCUCUCUUCCUCCUCCGCUCCGCAAGCAUCAAAUAUAACAUAUGGUUAUUGCCUAUCGACAUGACAGCUGCGACGUCGGCGGGUUAUGCACCGACAGAUACGAAGCUGCUCCGUCUGGGACAGAUUCAGUUCAUGCAGUAUGAUAGUGUGUUAUAUGUGCAGACACCGGGGUUACUGCUUGAUACGGGGAAGUUGGAUGAUUUGUUCUUGUCAAGACCGCUGCCGCAACGGUAUGACCAGAAUCGACGGGAAUCGUGGGAUAAUGAAGCUUGGACUUCUAUGCCGCUGAAAGCCGAGCGGAAUAAUGCGCUCCCGCCUGUGUACCUGGUCACGGUUAGUAAUGUUGGGGCUGGACAGGUUGAGGCACGAGGACAUGUUCCUAAUAUGAAACUCCCUGGAUUUGAACAGCUUGCGGCGGGUCCGGAGGCUGUUCAGGCAACUAGGGAUGAUGGCUAUGAUGAAAAUGAACGACCGGGGUAUGUAUUUUUCGAGCAUGAUCGUGACGGACAUGUUCGGUGGGCCGGGAACCCGUUUUACGGGACUUGGAGAGCAGGACUGUAUGAUGUAUGUGAUGGGCUUGAUCUUGAUGAUAAUAUCCAUGAUGAUGACCUAUGA
Messenger RNA from Aspergillus glaucus CBS 516.65, 1062 nucleotides. RefSeq lists its product as uncharacterized. The transcript has a single exon. Bases 1 to 1062 code for a protein of 353 amino acids. The record is from RefSeq and is a predicted model, not a curated record. NCBI's taxonomy places the organism in Eukaryota, Fungi, Ascomycota, Eurotiomycetes, Eurotiales, Aspergillaceae.